CAUAUUUUUCUUGCUUUAUCGCACAAUGGCUUCAAAUUCGGAAUUUACCUUCGAUAUGAGAAAGGUUAAAUUCGAGCAUGUUGAAUAUUCUUCUAAUCACCUAGUUUUUGAGAAAACUUCUCCCAUCUCCGUUUGUCAUUAUGAAGAUGUCAUGAUGACCCUUGAAAGCGAAAUGGAAGGGCUGGAUGGUUACAUCGCAUCCCUGUCCCCCGAAGAACAAAUUUGGGUCAAAGAAGAUGCUCUUCAAAAUGAGCAGCUUGUGAAGGAAGCAGUUCCGUGGAUGCGCAAGGAAGAAGCUCAGGCGACCACGAAGUAUCGCCAAAUGUUGAUUGCUCAGAAGAAGAAAGCGAUCAAUAAAUUGCACGGGCAUGGAGCCGUAGUUCGCUUCAACCCGGCGCGCAACGCCAAGGCUCCAGUCAACUACAAUGAGGGAGAUACAGAAGAUGACAUCCAAUUUCUGAAGGAGAUCAGGAAGAAGUCGAAGAAACCAAAGAAGACUUUGCAGAAGAAGUGAAACUGUCGAAUUUAAAAUCUGUUUUCCCUGAUUAUCCUAUUCAAAAUUUCUUAUUUUCCUAUUUUCCUAUUUUCCAAUAAAAUGACAAUUUGCCAACAA
Molecule: messenger RNA, 613 nt
Organism: Caenorhabditis elegans
Lineage: Eukaryota; Metazoa; Nematoda; Chromadorea; Rhabditida; Rhabditidae
Gene: F13A2.5
Product: M-phase phosphoprotein 6
Exons: 4
Coding region: 26-514 (162 amino acids)
Source: RefSeq, marked reviewed